AUUAGUUUGACAGCAGUUUCUUUUCGUUAUCAAUAAUUAUCAGAUUUAUCAGUCUGAUUGUGUAGUAGCGUAAAUUGAAGUGCUCGUAAAUAAAAUUAAAGUAAUAAUGUUAACAUCGUUGAGUAAACGGUAAACAGCAUGUAUGAUAGCACGUGCGGCGCCGCCGCUACGGGACAAUGUGGGAAGUCGCAACGCGAGGGAGACGGGCCUCCGCCGCGCGAGCCUCCACCGGCACCUCUAGAACGCGAUUACAGCGGCUUUGAUAUAGUAAAGGCUACACAAUACGGGGCUUUUGCUCGUGUAAAGGAACUUGUCGAGGCCGGUUGGGAUGUAAAUCAACCAGACCAUGAAACAGUAACUCUCUUACACUGGGCCUCUAUAAACAAUAGACGGGAGAUCAUCGAGUACCUGCUGUCGAAAGGCGCGAAAGUGGACGCGAUCGGCGGCGAGUUGCAGUCGACACCGCUGCACUGGGCCACGCGCCAGGGCCACCUGGAGGCCACGGUGCUGCUGGUGCGCGCGGGCGCCGACGCCUCGCUGCGCGACGCAGAGGGCUGCGCGUGCCUGCACCUGGCGGCGCAGUUCGGCCACACGGCGGUCGUGGCCUACCUGGUGGCGCGCGGCGUGGCCGCCGACGGGCCCGACGCGGGCGGCAUGACGCCGCUCAUGUGGGCAUGCUGGAAGGUGUCGGCCGUGGACCCGGCGCGCCUGCUGCUCACCCUGGGCGCCUCCACCAACCCCACUGACCGCUCUCACGGCAACACUGCACUGCACUGGGCCAUUCUCGCUCGCAAUACUACGGCUAUCACUACCUUGAUCCUCUAUGGUAACGCCAGCUUAGACGUACCCAACCUUCGCGGAGUGACGCCUCUCGCAAUGUUGCAGAGUAAUGCGGACUCGUUGUGGGUUGGAUCCAAGGUAGCCGACAAAAUAAAAGAACAUGCUGUGAUAUCUUCCAAGAAAAACAUGUUUCGUCGACUGGCGUACGACAAGAAGUUCCGGUGGUGGUGUGUAGUGAGCAUCCCCUUUCUAGCGUUCUACAUCACGGGGCUGGUGCUGGAGAUGGACGCCAUGUAUCCUAUCAAGGCCUUCCUUCUCGUCUGCUUCUACGCGCUGCUCCACUUUCUGACCAACGCGCUCUUCGACGACGACCUUAAGAAUAUAUUCCCUCUGAGCGUGUAUCUAGCGACUAAGGUGUGGUUCUACAUCACGUGGCUGGCGUUCGUGGCGCCCGUGGUGAGCGGCGCGGCCACGGCCGGCUUCCUGCUGAGCUCGCUGGCGCUCUGGUACACGUUCCUGCGCUCGUGGCGCAGCGAUCCCGGCGUCAUCAGCGCCAGCCGCGCCGACAAGUUCCGCACCAUCAUCGAGCUGUCGGAGCGCGGCGGCGCGGGCGGCGGCUUCGAGCCGGCGCGCUUCUGCUCCGCGUGCCUGCUGCGGCGCCCGCUGCGCUCCAAGCACUGCUCCGUGUGCAACCGCUGCGUGGCCAAGUUCGACCACCACUGCCCGUGGGUCGCCAACUGCAUCGGAGCAAAGAACCACCGCUACUUCGUGGGAUUCCUGGUGAGCCUGGUGGUGAUGUGCGCGUGGAUGCUGUGGGGGGCGGCGCGCUCGUUCUCGGAGCGCUGUGGGCCCGCGACCGGUCUCGCCGCGCCGCUGGCCUGGGCCUCGUGCGACGCGUGGCUGGCCUGGGUGUCGCUCAACGCCGCCUUCCACCUGUUCUGGGUGACGGUGCUGGCGUGCUGCCAGCUGUACCUCGUGGUGUGCCUGGGCAUGACGACCAACGAGCAGCUGAACCGCGGGCGCUACCGGCACUUCCAGGCGCGCGGGGGGCGCUCCCCCUUCAGCCGCGGGCCGCUCAACAAUCUGGCCGACUUCCUGGGCUGCGGUCUGUGCUGUGCCUCCGUGCGCGCGCGUGAUUGGGCCGCGGCCGGCCUCGACGAGCCGGACGGGCCGGAAGGACCGGACGGGCCGGACGCUGACGAGCGGCCUAUGCUGUCACCGCGACACUUCGUGUGAGCGCCUCGGGCCGGCGGGGUGGGGGGAGGUGAUAUGCUGAGUCACUAUUGCGUCGUGUCGUUUGUAAAUUAUAUUUUUGUAAGUGUGUCCGAGGCGAUUGUUGACGAGAAGAUUAUUAUUAUUUUAAUCAAAUUAGUACAAAACAUAAAUAUUAAGUAGACAGUUCCGUCUGUUGACGCUUUUGGUUUUUUCUCCUGAAAUGUCGACUGUAAUUAUGACUAAUUUCAUAUUCGAAGUCAAACUCGAAGUGUGCGGUUACACAACAUUACCCACAAAUAUACGGGCGUUUUGACAUUUUAUGACUGUUGUUAUGUAUCAACACCGGUAUUGUACAUUAGAAAUAUCUAUUAUAUAAAUCGUAUCGGUUGCGGCGGCUGCGGGUCGCUGACCGCUCGCAGUUCGCUGUCAAAUAAUAAUGACGUCUGUUUAUAUUGUUAUAUUUAAUUCUUUUUACAAUUUUGACGCUUUGAUAUUACCUGAAGAUGCGAGAGGACGUCGUGCGUUAAUUUAAUCAUUAUUAUACUCAACGACAAAUAAUAUAGUACAGAAAGUCAUAAUUAUACGUUUCACAAGUACCUGUGUGUGCGUGCGUGUGUGCAAGUGUUGACGCGUCAGUAUUAGCACGACUGUCCCACUAAAAUUGUUCGAUGUAAAUACUUUGAAGAUGUAAUAAUAUUUUAUCAUAAAUAUUUAACUACUUAACUAUAUACUAGGUAUGCUUCAUAUCGGGUUAAAAUACGAACAAACAAAAUAUUCUAAAUGCAUAUUCCUGUUUUAUUAAAUUUAUACUUCGUAAGCUUAAAGCGAGUGUUCAGGAGACUAAUUUAUUCGACACGUGUCGAUGUAACUUUGUAAAGAGUGAUAAUAUUGUGUAACGAUAUAAUACCAAAUGCAUUUGAAUUUAAUAAAGAAAAUAAAAACUGAUAA
Nymphalis io (European peacock) is the source of this 2943-nucleotide messenger RNA. RefSeq names its product palmitoyltransferase Hip14 (gene Hip14). Lineage: Eukaryota; Metazoa; Arthropoda; Insecta; Lepidoptera; Nymphalidae. Gene Ontology annotation, biological process: protein palmitoylation. Gene Ontology annotation, molecular function: protein binding; palmitoyltransferase activity. Gene Ontology annotation, cellular component: Golgi membrane. The transcript has 7 exons. The record is from RefSeq and is a predicted model, not a curated record. The coding region runs from base 139 to 2016 and encodes 625 amino acids.